AUGCAGGGCGCCGCCGUCGCCGUCGAGGGGAGGAGCAGGGCUUCGCCGGACAAGGCCGACGAGGAGAGCGCCAAGAAGCCGCGCCUCGACCUGCCCGACGCCCACUCCGUGAAGCAAGAGCUCGUCGCUCCAGAUGCGGCCGGAGGAGGAGACGGAGGCGCCAUCGUCGCGGCGGCGUCGGCGUUCGGCCCGAGAGAGGAGCUCGCCGUGAGGAUCGACAAGCGCCUGCUCCACUGCCCCCUCUGCACCCUCCCCUUCAAGCCCCCCGUCUUCCAGGUUCUUCCCUUUUUUCUUCCACACUCGCUCUCGGUGCCGUGCCGCCCGGUGAAACAUCCAUCCUUUCCUUCCUCAAGAAGAUUGCAAAGCGGGCACCUGGCCUGCGCCGGCUGCGUCGCCCAGCUGCCCUGCGGCCAGUGCAAGGCGUGCGUGGACGGCGCCGGCUUCUUCGACCCCUGCCCCGCGCUGGACGCCGUCGUGUCCUCCACCCGGAUCGAGUGCCCCAACGCCGGCUGCAAGCGGUACGUCACCUACCACGAGGUCGCCGAGCACCACACCGCGUGCCCGCACGCGCCCUGCCGCUCCACGGAGCCCGGCUGCGGCUACGUCGGCGCGCCGCAGGCGCUCGCCGGCCACCUCCACACCGUCCACUCGGUGCCGGUGCGCGCCGUGCAGUACGGCAAGGCCAGCCAGCUCCGCGUGCCGGUGUCGGCGCCGCGGCUGGUGCUCCUCGGCGACGACGACAACCGCGUGUUCCUCCUCACCGUGGGCGCGCUCGGCGCCGGCGUGACCGCCGUGUCCGUGGUGUGCGCCAGGGCGAGCGCGGCGACGCGGCCCCGGUUCGCGUGCAAGAUGUGGGUCAACCUGGAGCCGGCCAAGUGCGGCAAGGAGGACAUGGUGCUGGUGGACAUGCACAUGAGGAGCAGCUCGUCGCCCGGCGCGGUGGUCGCCGCGGGGGAGCCGACGUUCCUGAUGGUGCCGCCCAUGUACCUGGUGCCAGCAGCAGCAGCAGGGGACGGGGCUGCGUCCAUGGAAGUUCCCCUGCACAUCCGCAUCCACAAGCUCUCCCCUUGGUCCGACGCAUUGGUGUGAUUAGGUCCAGCACUCACUCAAGGCAGUUCGUGGUUGCUUAAACUAAGUAUUUGGGUGAUGUUUAUUAGCAGAUGCAGUUCAACUUUGAUGCUAGUCCUACCUAGUAUUAGUCAACUUUAAUGUCGUUGUAGGAGGAUAUUAUGCUUUGUGCUAAUCCUGUGGUGAAAUGCAUCUUACUUCCGUGUUA
Triticum dicoccoides is the source of this 1276-nucleotide messenger RNA. RefSeq lists its product as uncharacterized. Bases 1 to 1089 code for a protein of 362 amino acids. Gene Ontology annotation, molecular function: zinc ion binding. The record is from RefSeq and is a predicted model, not a curated record. The transcript is spliced from 2 exons. NCBI's taxonomy places the organism in Eukaryota, Viridiplantae, Streptophyta, Magnoliopsida, Poales, Poaceae.